CACUGUGUAUGUUCAAAUAUGUUACACAAACUUUUUCUAAUUAUCACAUUAAUAUGUAUAACAAAGUGCGAACAUUUUUCUCAAUCUUACUCCAUGGAAAAUUUAUAUGCAAUACUUAAUCAAACGACGGAAUACUUUAAAAAUCUCACCAAUGCAUAUGAAGUAUUAAGUACUGACAGUUCAAAUAAUAUUAAUGAUGCAAUUAAUAAAUAUAUGGAAAAUGCGACCAAAACAAUCCUUCAGAAAAACAAGCGACAAAAAAGAAAUCUUCAGAAUGAUUUGCAAUUCAAUAAAGACGUGAAUGUACUAGAAGGUUUCGAAGAGACUUCAUCCUUCAAUCUAUCGGACAUUCAGGACAUAACUUUCUUUUCCAUAGGAGAUGAACAUUCGCUGAUGGCUAGGCUUGCAGCAACUGUCCAUUCCUCAAAUAUAUCACUUUAUCGAUUCGUUGAUAAUGAAGUGCAACUCGCGGCAAUGUAUCCGUUAUCCGAUGGAAAACGAAUAAUCGUAAGGAAUUAUAGCGCUGGUACGCUUAUAGUUGUGCAAAAGGGCACUGAUGGGAUCGUCAUUCUUCGUCUCGGCAAGAACAAGAACGGUGAUUACGAAUUACAAUUCAAACAGGAGUUCGAGAUUCCCGGAGUGACGCACGCAGAUAUGUGGCUCGGGAUGAAUCAAUUGUAUUUGGGAGUCGCAUCGGAAACGAAGAUAUUCGUAUACGUAUGGCUCGGCGAACACUUCGACAAAACCGAUAGCUUGCGCUUCGGGGCAAGAAAAUUAUUACCCUUCCAGAACAAAAGCUUUAUACACAUCGCGAUUGUAGGAUCUCUCACCAAGAUAUUUCGUUUUUCCGUGCGUUCCAAUAAAUUCGUAGAGAUACAAAGAUUGCAUUAUGGUAGAGAUGUCAGUUCGUUCUACUUCAAGAAAGGCCACUUUGAAGAGCACUUCCUGGUUUUGGCCGGUAACGAUUCUACAAUUUUGUACAAAGAAAUGUAUGGUCGUUUCGUGCCCUUUCAAAGAAUCGCUUCGGUAUAUAUUCAUUCCUUGGCAAUGGAAAACACUAUCAUUCUUCUCUUCGCGGAGGAGGACGCUAUAGGAAUUUAUCAAUACGACGGAUGGAGAUUUCUCAAGACGCACAUGAAACAGUUAUCCAACACUCAAAUUCGUCAAAUUCAUUCAUAUAAUAAUCAAGACAUACUGGUGGCACAAAAUCAAAACGGGGGAUGGAAGUUUCUGAGACCCGUUUGGGCCGCGAAGAAGACGUGGAAAUCUUUACAAAAUGAAAUAGCCGCUUGGUGUUCGGAGAUCAAGCAAAAAUUAUCUCAAAGAAACUUGGAAAAAAUUCCAGAAUUCAAGAAUCCCGUCAUCUCGAACGCAUACAUCGGUCGACUUCGUGUUCUAAACCUAAAUGAUUAUAAUACAGAGGAUUUGGUCCGCUUAACGCAACAAUAUAAUAAUACAAUUGCCAAAUUAAAUGCGGCAAAUAGUCUCUUAGCGCAAGAAACAGAAAAUACCGAAGGGUCUAAGCAUACAGUAUUAUAUGGCAAAAAGAUUACAGUCAAGUGCAAAACAUCUUGCUACAUUCAUCGUAUUAUUACGGAUGACGAAGUUAAACCUGCUGCUAAAUACGUAAAUUCGGAAAUUGCCAAUCAGACUCUAGAGUUUGCCAAAGUAAAAGUAAAAACGAUGAAUGAUUGGAAAUGUCCCAUUCCUAAUUUUAAUAUAGAUGAUAUAUCUGUGACAGAAUCUAUCAAUGGGAUACUGAUGCAGGAUCUGCAAGAAAAAACGUUAAAAAUUUCAGGAAAUCAAGAAAUUUCAGGUACACAUAUCUUCGCCAACUUGCAUGUGAUAAAUGCUUCGAUUCCGUUGGACAUCGCGACGAAUAGCACCCGACAAAUAGUACAUAUGAGAAAGGCAACAGUGAAAGAGUUACAUCUAACUGAGGACGAAUUUUUCUUGCCAUUGAAUGGUACUGAACUGACUGUAAUGAACGGCUCGAUAACCGCCGCGAAAGUGAGAGUCACAGGACUUGUCGAACUGAAAGGCGGAAUAACAGGCAAAGGAAUUGAAAAAUUAGCGCCCUUGAAAUAUAUUUCUACACCUUUGAUCUUGUACGGCGAUCGCUUUUUACAAAACGUCACCUUCAGCAAUGUUGUCAAGGUCAAAGAUAUCGUUCGAACUCGCGGAAUGUCCCUGAAAGAGAUCUCGAAAAAUUGCAUACCGCUAAAUUCUAAUGUAUCAGUGCACUUAAUAUUAUCCAGUGAUAAAACACAAUGGAGCAACGUGACUUUGUGGGACUACGCGAAUUGGGUGACAAAAAAUUCUACUCAGACUAUCGUGAUUUCUGGCACAAAAUUCACAAAUAACAGUGUCGUUUUGACAAACGCUACCUAUACAAAGCUUCCGAUUCCAAAACUGACAAUUCCUUUAUGUGUUACGGAAGUCGUCACUCCAGAAAUUAUAACUUCUUUGCUGACGGUCGAUGAUAUGGUUGUAAAAAACUUAAAUGUUUCGCACAUAAUCGGAGCUGAUAAUUUGAAUACGACCGUCUUCAAUUCAGUGUCAGCUUUGCGCAGCGUUGAUUUUUCAAAGAAGCUAUUUACAGGUCGCGUUUUCAUCAAGAAUAUUUUAGCAUCGGAAAUUAAAGGAACAGAUCUAAGAGACUUGAGCAUUCAAAUGAACAAGUGGAUGGACAUAAAUCAUUUCAAAGGAUCAAUAAACAUUACGAAGCUCGUCGUUGACAAUCUUGAAACGCCCGCCUAUCUCAAUCUCUCUUUACCUACAAAAGUAAAGAACGUAAUUAUAAAAGCGGAUAGCGAUAUCGGAAAAAUCAAUAACAUUAAUAUACAGUCUUUUAUGGAAAAUGUACUGAAAGUAAACGACGUAAUAUCCUUGGAACACGUGACAUUCGCUAACGGUUUUACAUCAAACCACAUAUAUGCUUCCCGUUCGACGUUAAAUUUCUCACAUUUAGAUGCGCAUCCUAAUCUUCAUUCAAAACAAAUCUCUACAACAUUGAAAACAGUUGGGAUAAAUGUGCCUCAGACUUUCGGUUAUAUAGCAAGUGAUAUACCAUCGACAUUUGUUAUACAAGGAUCAGCUAAAUUUUCAACAGAGCCAAUUGUGCAAAAUAUACGAGAUGUGAAUCUCAAACAAUUAUCCGAAAACAUAUGGAUGGCAAACGAGGAUACCGUUCUCUCUGGUAGCAACAUGAACGUUAAGAAUAUAACUUUAAAAGCAGAUGUUAUGAUACACAAUCCUGCAAAUUCAUUGAAUGUAAAAAUGUGGUCGCAGUUAUCGAGCAAAUUAUUGAGUAAAACGAAAGAACAGCAUAUUACCGUAGUUUCAUCAUUUAAAGAUGUUGCAGUGCCCGCUAUCAUUGCGGCGAACAAUGCAACUCUUGAAUCUUCGGACAUUAGCUUGAAAGAUAUGCUAACUAAUUCCUUGAUGAGAGAUACAGCACAAACUGUAAAUGCCGCAUGGCACUUUGAAGAAUUGGAUAUAAACAAUUUCAAUUGGGAUGGUAAACUCAAUGGAAUCGACUUGAAGACUGACGUCGUUAGACAUGACGCGAAACAGAAUAUUAUCACUGGAAAAAAGACGAUUUCAAGUUUGACAACUAAAGAUUUUUGGUUGCUAAAUAUAGAUUUCUCGAACUUCGUUAACACCGCUCUAACUCAAAAGUGUCAGAAGCUAACUACAAUUAAAGGUCGAAAAACUUUUAACAACAUCGUCUUGAACAAUUUGAGUGUCAAAGGUGAGAUUAUGGGUCGCAAGAUCGAAGAAGCAUUAUUAAAAUCUGGAAAUCAGAUAUUGUUUGGAAUCAAAAAGAUACGAGGUCAGCUUAAUGCGCCUUCCCUUAUAAUUGACGGCACCGUGAACGACGUAAAUUUGACGGAAUUGACAAACAAUCAAAUGAAGAAGCAUAAAGCGGUGCAAACGAUAGACAGCACAUUCGAUUUUAGGAAUGAUCUUGAAAUUUUCGGAAAUGUUACAGUCAGCGGAUUCUAUGAAAAAACAGAUUUGACGAACAUUAGUAAUCAGAAUGAAAUAGACGUCGUCUUGGACAGAACGACGAAAGUUGUGGAAUUGGUAGAGGAUAUAACAAUUGCAUUGCAAAAUCGUGCAAUUUAUGUAAAUAAAUUUGAAGAAGUAGAUGAGGAUGUAUUGGAAAUCACUUCUAGCAUUUUUAAUAGUGAGAAUGUGAUAGAUCUGAACAACACUUGUCUUUGCGAAUCGGAAAAUAUUUCCUCGCUUUGCAAUGAUACGAAAUUAUUUGAUAUUCUCAUCGGUACAAAUUCCAGCGCGUUUUUAACGAAAAAAUUAGUGCCGAUAAAUAAUGGUGUCUUUGCAGUAGUAGUGUCAUCAGAUUUCAUCUGGAUUUAUUCAUAUAUUGCAGCAGAAGAACAACUUUAUCGGGAAGCAGAACUAUACGUGCCUGGUAUACUUGAAGCAUCUGUGGAACCGAUUAAUAAUUCAAUAUGGAUUAUUUUGCGAUUAUCUCAACAAACCUUGAUAUUGCAUUAUCAAGUGUGGAAGGAGUUCGAGCGAUACAUUUUGCCAGGUUCGAAUUCGUUUGUAAUCAGCAAGACACCGAACAAUCAACAUUUACUAAUACGAUCUGACGGUAUGUGGAAUCUCGAAGGAGUCUCUCAUCCUGAACAUAUUUUUAAAAUGCCUCUAAAUGGAAAAAUAAAGACUUUCGCUCUCGGUGCUGAUUAUUACGUCGAAGCGACAACAGCAAACCACACGGCUGUCUUAAAAGCGCGAUACGUAGGUAAUUAGA
Messenger RNA from Cataglyphis hispanica, 4783 nucleotides. RefSeq lists its product as uncharacterized. The record is from RefSeq and is a predicted model, not a curated record. The coding region runs from base 19 to 4782 and encodes 1587 amino acids. The transcript has 16 exons. NCBI's taxonomy places the organism in Eukaryota, Metazoa, Arthropoda, Insecta, Hymenoptera, Formicidae.